AUGAAACCAGACGAAUCAGUGAGAGUUCAUCAUCACAGUUCAUCGGCGCUGACCACCGGUGUUCAGCACAGUUCGUUGUUGGUGGAGGCAAAUAAACCGCCCACAAGUAAACUGCCCACAAGUAAACCGCCCACAAGUAAACCGCUCACAAGUAAACUGCCCACAAGUAAACUGCCCACACGUAAACUGCCCACAUCUAAACUGCCCACAAGUAAACUGUCCACAAGUAAACUGCCCACAAGUAAACCACCCGCAAGUAAACUGCCCACAAGAAAACCGCCCACAAGUAAACCGCUGACAAGUAAACUGCCCACAAGUAAACUGCCCACAAGUAAACUGCCCAGAAGUAAACCACCCACAAGUAAACCACCCACAAGUAAACCGCCCACAAGUAAACCACCCACAAGUAAACUGCCCACAGGUAAACUGCCCACAAGUAAACUGCCCACACGUAAACUGCCCACAAGUAAACCGCCCACAAGUAAACCACCUAAAAGUAAACUGCCCACAAGUAAACUCCCCACAAGUAAACCGCCCACAAGUAAACCACCCAUAAGUAAACUGCCCACAAGUAAACUGCCCACAAGUAAACUGCCCACAAGUAAACCACCCACAAGUAAACUGCCCACAAGUAAACCGCCCACAAGUAAACCACCUAAAAGUAAACCGCCCACAAGUAAACCGCCCACAAGUGAACCAUCCACAAACAAACUGCCCACAAGUAAGCCAACUACGAGUAUAGGGACUACCACAGCCUGGGAGGCAACGUGGCAAUAA
This is a messenger RNA of Schistocerca serialis cubense, 777 nucleotides long. RefSeq lists its product as uncharacterized. The record is from RefSeq and is a predicted model, not a curated record. Lineage: Eukaryota; Metazoa; Arthropoda; Insecta; Orthoptera; Acrididae. The coding region runs from base 1 to 777 and encodes 258 amino acids. The transcript has a single exon.